AUGCAAGCGUCCCAAGAAGAAGAGAUACCAACACCCGGCGAGCGUCAGAAAACCGUCGCCCAACCUCCCCUUACGCGGGAUCAAUACCGCAUACGCAAGUUGACUAAGGAGAACACGAAACUCAGAUGGGAAGUCAAGGAAAGGGAUAGCAGGAUCUCUUCGCUGGUAGAAUGUCAAGAUGCUUUGAAGGAAGACUUGGCUGCUGAAAAGAAGAAUGCGAAGGCCUUCAGAGAGCGAUUGAUAUUCGAGAAGCAGGACGUGGAUGACUUGGAAACGGAGUUGCGAGCUGUGAGGAGGAAACUGAACAGCCUGCGUGUGUCACUUCUUGAUACUGACGACGAGCGUAAUUGGUCCGACUGGGAGGUGGAUGAACAGAAUGAGGAGUAG
Alternaria metachromatica is the source of this 387-nucleotide messenger RNA. RefSeq lists its product as uncharacterized. NCBI's taxonomy places the organism in Eukaryota, Fungi, Ascomycota, Dothideomycetes, Pleosporales, Pleosporaceae. The transcript is spliced from 2 exons. The record is from RefSeq and is a predicted model, not a curated record. Bases 1 to 387 code for a protein of 128 amino acids.